Molecule: messenger RNA, 1041 nt
Organism: Scomber scombrus (Atlantic mackerel)
Lineage: Eukaryota; Metazoa; Chordata; Actinopteri; Scombriformes; Scombridae
Gene: dok6
Product: docking protein 6
Exons: 10
Coding region: 4-1041 (345 amino acids)
Biological process (GO): cell surface receptor protein tyrosine kinase signaling pathway; positive regulation of MAPK cascade
Cellular component (GO): cytoplasm
Source: RefSeq, a predicted model, not a curated record
ACCAUGGCUUCCAACUUCAACGACAUAGUCAAACAGGGAUACGUGAGGAUACGGAGUAAGAAACUGGGGUUACACUGGAGACUCACCUAUAAAACACCAGGCAUGGAGAUCUUCCGAAGAUGUUGGCUGGUGUUCAAGAAGGCCUCUAGUAAAGGACCCCGACGGUUAGAGAAGUACCCAGACGAGAAAGCAGCCUAUUUCCGGAGCUUCCACAAGAUCACUGAGCUCCAUAACAUUAAGAACAUUACCCGGAUGCCACGGGAGACAAAAAAGCAUGCUGUGGUGAUUAUCUUCUGUGAUGACACGUCCAAGACAUUUGCCUGUGAAUCAGAGCUGGAUGCAGAGGAAUGGUGUAAGCUGCUGUGUGUGGAGUGCCUGGGCAGCCGUCUCAACGACAUCAGCCUGGGAGAACCAGACCUGUUAGCAGCGGGGGUGCAGCGGGAGCAGAACGAACGCUUCAAUGUUUACCUGAUGCCUACCCCUAACCUGGACAUCUAUGGGGAAUGCACCAUGCAGAUCACCCAUGAAAACAUCUACCUUUGGGACAUUCACAAUGCUCGCCUCAAACUCGUCAUGUGGCCUCUCAGCUCCCUCCGCAGAUACGGUCGAGACUCCACCUGGUUCACUUUCGAGUCAGGAAGGAUGUGUGACACAGGAGAGGGUUUGUUCACGUUCCAGACGCGGGAGGGCGAGAUGAUCUACCAGCGGGUCCACUCAGCCACGCUGGCCAUUGCCCAGCAGCAUGAGAGGAUGAUGGAGGAAAUGGAGAAGAGCUCCCAGAUCCACUCCAGAGAGAUGCUAACCAAGUCCAUCUCCCUGCCACGCAGCGCCUACUGGCAGCACAUCACGCGUCAGAACAGUGUGGGUGAUCUCUACAGUUACCAAGGAACCAGCAUGACAAUGACUUUUAUCCCCAGAGCACAGACAUUCCCCAGCUUUCUGUCAGAUGAACAUGAACAGGAGGAGAGUCAGCACCAGGAAGAGGCACCGUCGCCCUCUAGUGGCUGUGAAUCCAGUUGCAGCCUGAGACCCCUUCAAUGA